AUGGAUCAAGUCGAAAACAUGCCACUACAGGAAAAUAUGUCAUUACCGUCAAAGUUUCAGAUGGAUAAUAAUACUCCUAAAAAUGCGAUGGCGGAACCGGCGGAAUAUAUGCCGGGAAACAAAGGAGGUGGGAUUUAUAAUGGCCCUAGAGGAUAUUUGGUAUAUGUCGCCAUCGACAUUUCUUGCCUCAGUGGCUAUGUAAUAGGGAAUCUCGAUAAUGAUGAAUUCAGUCACAGGCUCAUCACGAUCCUUAGAGAGAACUAUGUCUCCGAAGAAGGUGUUACUUUUGAUGCUAGAGCGUGCACCACACUAGCUUUUAUUACUUUACACUUCGAUGGACAGCGCGAGUUUAUGUUCUAUCAAAACCCUAGCAUUGAUAUGCUUCUUAACCCAAUUGAAAUGGAUCUGGAUCUCAUGUGCAUGGAAAAAGUCUUCCAUUAUGGAUCUGUAAGUUUGAUCACAAAUCAAUGUGGAUCAGCUCAGUUAAAGGUCAUUGAGGUUGCUAAGGAAGUUGGAGUUCAAGUCUCUUAUGACCUAAACCUUGGCUGUAAAUGGUUACCGCUGUGGCCAUCUGCAGUCGAGGCAAAGAAAUUUUUUUUGAGCAUCUGGGAUCAAGAUGAUGUCAUUAAAGUUAGUGAUGUUGAGCUUGAAUUCUUAAUUAAUAGAGAUUUAGUAGAAGAUGAAGUUGCUUUGUUACUGUGGUGGCCAAGCUUGAAGCAUCUGUUGGUUAUACUUGCCGAAAAGGAAUGCAAGUAUUACACCAAUGAUUUUUGAGGGGUUAUUAAUGCCUUUAAUGUUAGCCAAGUUGACACAUAUGUAACUGGUGAUGCAUUUGCAGGUGCUUUACUCAGCAAACUUAUUGAUGAUAUCUCAGUAUUGCUGGAUGAAAAGAAACUGAGAGAAGUGUUGAUAUUCACAAAUUCUUGUGGCGCAAUCACUGCCACUAUGAAAGGAGCAAUCCUUGCUCCGCCCAGCCUUGCAAGGGCCAUGGCUGUUUUGGAGAAGCCAUAA
Molecule: messenger RNA, 1011 nt
Organism: Dendrobium catenatum
Lineage: Eukaryota; Viridiplantae; Streptophyta; Magnoliopsida; Asparagales; Orchidaceae
Product: putative fructokinase-8
Biological process (GO): fructose metabolic process
Cellular component (GO): cytosol
Molecular function (GO): fructokinase activity
Source: RefSeq, a predicted model, not a curated record